Messenger RNA from Condylostylus longicornis, 1346 nucleotides. It is a transcript of the gene Tdh, whose product is annotated as L-threonine 3-dehydrogenase, mitochondrial. Gene Ontology annotation, biological process: L-threonine catabolic process. Bases 236 to 1315 code for a protein of 359 amino acids. Lineage: Eukaryota; Metazoa; Arthropoda; Insecta; Diptera; Dolichopodidae. The record is from RefSeq and is a predicted model, not a curated record. The transcript is spliced from 7 exons. Gene Ontology annotation, molecular function: L-threonine 3-dehydrogenase activity.
AUCACAAAGUCAACUAAAUAUUAUUUCGAAUAUUUUUUUUUAUUAGUGAUAUUUUUUGUAAUAAUUUCAGUUGAAAACAAAAUUAAUAAAUAUUUCUCAAGCAAUAAUUAAAAAAUUGUUAAAUUUUGAAAAUUCUUAAAUUUAGAAAUUUAUGUAUAAAUCAAAUAAAUAAAUAACCAUUUUUUUAUAAUUUUUAAUAAUAAAAGUGUGUAUUUUUCAUAUUAUAAAGACGACAAUGUCACUGAAAAAAUUAUUAACAAGCGGUUUAAUUAAAACAUACCUUCAUUUACCUAGAAAUCAAACUAAUAUUAUCAAACGACGUUUCUUGCACAACCAAGGAAGAGCACCAAAAAUAUUAAUUACUGGCGGUUUGGGUCAACUUGGACUCGAGUGUGCUAAAUAUUUACGUCAAAAUUAUGGAGUUGAAAAUGUAAUAUUAUCAGAUAUUCUCAAACCAAGCACAGCCGUUCCAGGCCCAUUUUUGUAUGCAGAUAUUUUGGAUUUUAAGAGUCUACAAAAAAUCGUUGUUGAUCAUCGUAUUGAUUGGUUAUUUCACUUUUCCGCAUUGUUAAGUGCCACGGGAGAACAAAAUGUUCCUUUAGCAAUCAAAGUAAACAUCGAAGGUGUUCACAAUAUUUUUGAAUUGGCAAAGCAAUACAAGCUGAGAUUAUUCGUUCCAAGUUCCAUAGCAGCAUUCGGACCCGAAUCACCAAGAAAUCCAACACCAAAUACUACGAUACAAAGACCCAAAACUAUUUACGGGGUAUCAAAAGUUCACGCAGAGCUAUUGGGUGAAUACUAUUAUCAUAAAUUUGGUUUAGAUUUUAGAUGUCUCCGUUUGCCAGGAAUAAUUUCAAGUGAUUUGCCAGGAGGCGGUACCACAGACUAUGCAAUUUCUAUUUUUUAUGAUGCGCUAAGAAAUGGAAGAUAUAACUGUUAUUUAGCUCCUGAUACACGUUUACCAAUGAUGUAUAUAGAAGAUUGCCUUAGAGCUAUGCAUGAAUUUAUGACGGCUCCUGGAGAAAAUCUUAGACAAAGAUGCUACAAUAUCGCGGCUACCUCAUUUACACCAGCAGAACUUGUUGAAAAAAUUAAAAAUUAUAUUCCAAAUUUAAAUGUUCGGUAUCAACCUGAUGCAAGGCAACUUAUAGCUGAAUCGUGGCCUCAAAUUAUAGAUGAUUCUGAAGCCAGAGAAGAUUGGAAGUGGAAAGCUAAUUAUAAUUUUGAAAAACUAGUCGAUGUUAUGUUCAAAAGCGUACAAGAAAAUUAUUUAAAUGUUAUAGACAAUAGUUCUAGAAUUUCCGCAGAAAUAUAAAAAUAUCUAUGGGAACAGCCAUGCAAGACAA